Messenger RNA from Vicugna pacos (alpaca), 1392 nucleotides. The record is from RefSeq and is a predicted model, not a curated record. Lineage: Eukaryota; Metazoa; Chordata; Mammalia; Artiodactyla; Camelidae.
AUGCUUGGGGCGAGGGGGCAGCUGCGGGCGAGAUACGGGAAUGUCUUCGACAUCUACAUGGGUUCAUGGCCGGUCGUCGUCCUGUGGGGGCACGAGGCGGUGAGGGGGCACGAGGCGGUGAGGGAGGCCCUGGUGGAUCGGGCUGAGGCUUUCUCAGGCCGAGGGCACGUCGCUGUCCUUGAGCCCAUCUUCCAGGGAACUGGUGUGGUCUUUGCCAGUGGAAAGUCUUGGAAAGCUCUUCGCCGAUUCUCUCUGGCAACCCUAAAGGGCUUUGGGAUGGGGAAGUGGAGGAUCGAGGACCGAAUCAAGGAGGAGGCUCAGUGUCUGGUGGAGGAGCUGCGGAGAUCCCAGGGGACCUAUCUGGAUCCCCACAUCCUCUUUAACUGCACCAUGGCCAACAUCAUCUGCUCCAUUGUCUUUGGAGAGCACUUUAAUUACCAGGACUCCAGAUUCUCACGGCUGCUACAUCUACUGAAUGAAAUCUCCGCCAUUUUCAGCUCCUCCUACAGCCAGGUGUUCGAGCUCCUCUCGAACAUCAUGAAACACUUUCCUGGCACACACACUCGCUUGCACAGCAUCAUUCAAGAACUGGGAGAUUUUGUCACUGAGAACACUGAGAGGCACCGGAAGACGCCGGACCCCAGUGACCCAAAGGACUUCAUUGAUUCCUUCCUGCUCUACAUGGACAAGGAGCGCGUCAAUCCUAACAGUGCGUUCCACCAGAAAAAUCUCAUCAGCACGGUGCUCUCACUGUUCUUUGCUGGCACAGAGACCUCUGGCACCACGCUCAGCUUUGGUUUUCUACUCCUUCUUAAGAACCCAGAUGUCUUAGAGAAAAUCCAGGCAGAAAUUGACAGAGUGAUUGGUGAACACCGUCUCCCAGCCCCUGAAGAUCGGGCCAAAAUGCCUUAUACAAAUGCUGUCAUCCACGAGGUUCAGAGAUUCAAUGACAUCUUCCCCUUCGGUAUCCCCCACUCAGUCAUCAAGGACACUCACUUCCGGGGAUAUUAUCUCCCUAAGGACACUAAUGUAUACUCCAUCCUGAGCUCUGCCCUCAAAGACCCAUGCCACUUUGAGAAGCCAGAUUCUUUCUACCCUGGCCACUUCCUGGAUGCAGAAGGCAACUUCAGGAAGCAGGAAGUCUUCAUCCCAUUCUCCAUGGGUAAGCUAUGCCCUUCCUCUUCCUAUGGGAACACCUGCUCACCCCUCCCUAACUUCUCCCUGGGCUCUCCCAAGGCCCCGGAAGACAUCGACCUCACGCCAAAGACAGAGGGGCUGGGGAGAGUGUGCCCUCCAUUCCAGGUCUGCUUCCUGCCUCGCGGUGGAGGGGGAGAAGAGAUGCAGAUCCUCUCGGAGUCCUUCCACCCUGCCCCUGCCUCUGUCAGGAGUUAA